This is a messenger RNA of Necator americanus (New World hookworm), 954 nucleotides long. RefSeq lists its product as uncharacterized. Lineage: Eukaryota; Metazoa; Nematoda; Chromadorea; Rhabditida; Ancylostomatidae. The transcript is spliced from 10 exons. The coding region runs from base 1 to 954 and encodes 317 amino acids. Gene Ontology annotation, molecular function: oxidoreductase activity. The record is from RefSeq and is a predicted model, not a curated record.
AUGCCGGCGCCUACGGUAAAGCUUUCAUCCGGCUAUGAAAUGCCUUUAGUGGGAUUAGGUACAUGGCAAAGUAAACCUGGGGAGGUAGGGAAAGCUGUGGAGGCGGCUAUUAAAGCCGGCUAUACUCACCUCGAUUGUGCUUGGAUCUACGGUAAUCAGGUGGAGGUCGGUGAGACGCUGAAGAGGUUGUUCUCUUCCUCCUACAAAAGAGAAAAGAUUUUCAUCACGUCAAAAGUCUGGAAUACUUUUCAUUCAACUAAUGGCUGUAAGAAAAAUGUCGAAGAAAUCCUAAAACAAUUACAAUUAUCAUACAUUGAUUUAAUGCUAAUACAUUGGCCUGCAGGUUACGAAGAGGGAUCAGAUCCGUUUCCAAAAAGACCGGGUUCAAACAAGUUCAGGUAUUCAAAUGAAGAUUACCUUACCACGUGGAAAGUUCUGGAAGAGUAUGUGAAACAAGGAAAGAUUCGAAGCAUUGGCAUAUCUAAUUUCAACCAUAAGCAGAUCGAUAGGGUUAUAGGAAGCGCCGUUAUUAAACCAGCAGUUCUACAAAUCGAAUGUCAUCCGUAUCUUCAACAGAAAAAAUUGCGAGCAUAUUGCAAGGAUAAAGGCAUAGCAGUUACCGCGUACAGUCCUCUUGGGAAUCCUGGUUCAGCGUUUUUUCGUAAAGCUGGUGAUCCAAAUAUUUUAACGGAUCCUGUGGUUAAGAAGAUCGCUUCAGCACAUGGGAAGACACCUGCACAGAUUGUGUUACGAUGGGAAAUACAACAGGACAUCAUUGUUAUCCCGAAAUCUUGUUCUGAAGCCCGAAUCAAAGAGAACGCUGCAAUCUUUGAUUUCAACUUAACUGAUGCUGAAAUGAAAGAGAUCGAUGGUAUCGAUCGAGGAUGGAGAUUAAUUGAUCUAACAAGCACAGAAUCUGAUCAUCCACAUUUUCCAUUUUUGGAAGAGUUUUAA